Nelumbo nucifera (sacred lotus) is the source of this 1522-nucleotide messenger RNA. Its product is annotated as stearoyl-[acyl-carrier-protein] 9-desaturase 6, chloroplastic. Gene Ontology annotation, biological process: fatty acid metabolic process. The record is from RefSeq and is a predicted model, not a curated record. Gene Ontology annotation, molecular function: stearoyl-[ACP] desaturase activity. Gene Ontology annotation, cellular component: chloroplast stroma. NCBI's taxonomy places the organism in Eukaryota, Viridiplantae, Streptophyta, Magnoliopsida, Proteales, Nelumbonaceae.
GGGAAAAUGUCAAAAUGACACGGUUGUAAAAACAGGGCCAGCUUUGUUCCGCUGCGAUUUUCGUUUAUAUAAAUAAACGACCUUCUUCCCUUUUCUCUCCAGUCUCCAUCUCCCAAACGCCCGAAUCUAAGGAACCGUGCAGAUGCAGUCCUCACUCUCUCUCCAGUCACAGCACCUCUCUUUGCCGGGAGGCCACAACAGGAAUCUUCUGACUCGUGGUUUCAGAGUACCGGCCAGAAGUGGCGGUUUCCGGCGGAAACCAGUUUCAGCGGUUGCUGUUCCACUGGCGCGUCCGCAGGUCACCCACUCAAUGCCACCGGAGAAGGUCGACGUAUUCAAAUCACUAGAAGGAUGGGCCAGGACAUCCGUCCUACCGCUAUUAAAGCCCGUGGAGAACUGCUGGCAGCCGCACGAUUUCUUGCCGGACCCCACAUUGCCCACAGAUGAGUUCACGGAUCAGGUCCGAGCCCUGCGCGAGCGGACCUCCGAACUACCCGAUGAGUACUUUGUGGUGCUAGUGGGCGAUAUGAUCACGGAGGACGCGCUGCCCACCUACCAGACCAUGAUCAAUACGCUCGAUGGAGUCCGUGAUGAGACCGGAGCAAGUGCGAGCCCAUGGGCCACGUGGACCCGGGCUUGGACGGCCGAAGAGAAUCGCCACGGUGAUCUUAUCAGAACAUAUCUCUAUUUGUCCGGGAGGGUCGACAUGCUCAUGAUCGAAAGGACCGUGCAGUAUCUAAUUGCCUCAGGCAUGGACCCGGGAACUGAAAACAACCCGUAUUUAGGAUUCGUGUACACGUCGUUCCAAGAGCGGGCCACCUUUGUGUCACAUGGCAACACGGCUCGGAUGGCCAGGGAGGGUGGGGACCCCGUGCUGGCGAAAAUAUGCGGCACGAUCGCAUCGGACGAGAAGAGGCACGAGAACGCGUACCAAAGGAUAGUGGAGAAACUUCUGGAAGUGGACCCCAGCGGAGCAAUGCUGGGAAUUGCGGACAUGAUGCGGAAGAAGAUCACGAUGCCGGCCCACUUGAUGUACGACGGACAGGACCCACGAAUCUUCGAGCACUUCUCGGCGGUGGCUCAGAGAAUGGGAGUGUACACGGCGGAUGACUAUGCGGACAUACUGGAGUUCUUGGUGGGGAGAUGGAAGCUGGAGAAGAUGGAGGGGUUGACGAGCGCAGCGCGAGAGGCGCAGGAUUUUGUGUGCACGCUGGCGCCGAGGAUAAGGAGGCUACAAGAACGGGCGGAUGAGCGGGCUAGGAAGAUGCAACCGCAGAGCGUGAGGUUCAGCUGGAUUUUUAACAAGGAGGUGGCGUUGUAGAAGGAAGAGUUGCACCGUUGCAGCCUCAGCAUGUGGGUUGUUUUUAUGUAACUGUAGUACAAGAAUAUAAAUACAUGUAACGAGCAUAAUGGAAGGGUUCUUUCUUUUUUUCUUUCUUUAGUUGGUUUUUAGUUGCUGAUGCUGUUGGAAAUGCACUUGGAUCAGAAUUGAAUAUAGUUUAACUUGUUUUUGUUAAGAGAC